CAUAAGCCAAGCGUUCGCCGUAGUAGGAUUUGUAAUUCCCUGCGUCUCCCUGUCAUGCGCAACGGUGGCACUGCCAUGUUGGAUCGAAAGCUCGGUGCACAGGAGUUCAGAUGAAAGUUUAGAGUCUCGAGACGACAUCGGAUAACCAAACGAGCAUCGUGUUUUAUUUCAGAGACGCAGGACCUCUCUCAACCCAUUCCCGGCCGAAACACACAGGUCUGACCAUGAAAGGCUCCGGAUACAAGCAGCGGUGAUCAGAGAUCAAUGAACGCGUAUUUUCUGUUUAACACUUCCUGAUCAUAAGUUCACACCAUCGGAUUGUCAAAAAUGAGUGGUCCGCCUUCAACCAGGAGGCCUGUGAACAGCAGCUCCCUUCUUCUCACACAGCAAGAAAACGAAACGCUCUUCAGCUAUCUGGGCAAGAAAUGCUCCAGUUUGUGUUCAGCAGUGGUUCAGGUCUAUGGAGCCGAGAGAAACUCGUCCUGGGUGAAGAGGUGCUGUGGAGUGGCCUGUCUGGUGAAAGACGGCCAAAAGAGAUCGUACUUUAUCAGGGUGUUUGAUAUGAAAGAGGGAAAAGUCUUGUUUGAUCAAGAGUUCUACAACAACUUUUUAAUAAACAGCUCCAGGUCUUACUUUAUCACAUUUGCUGGAGACAUGUGCCAGAUCGGUCUCAAUUUUGCCAGUGAGGAGGAAGCCAAGCGCUUCAGGUCUGCAGCCAAUGAUAUUCUGGGUAGAAGAGGGAGGAAAACCGAAAAAAGACGUGACCCACCUAAUGGACCAUCAGGACUUUCAGGACCAACACUUCCAAUGGCAACAGUGGACAUAAAGAACCCCGAGAUCAACAAUCAGCGUUAUCAAAAUAACACUCAGAUGAACAACCUCAACCUCCACAGCAACUUCAGGAAAGAUAAAGCCAAAGGGAAAGGCAAAAACAACAACAAGAAGAAGAUAUCCAAAAGUGAUAUCGGCACCCCAAGCAAUUUUCGGCACGUUGGGCAUGUAGGAUGGGAUCCCAACACAGGCUUUGAUUUGAACAACCUGGACCCAGACCUAAAGAACCUGUUUGACAUGUGUGGCAUUUCUGAGGCUGAGCUCAAAGACAAAGAGACGUCAAAGGUCAUCUACGACUUCAUUGAGAAGAAAGGAGGAGUAGAGGCUGUGAAAGAUGAACUUCGAAGACAAGCACCCCCACCUCCGCCAUCCAGAGGAGGAGCACCACCUCCUCCACCUCCUCACAACUCCGGCCCUCCUCCACCACUCCCUUCCAGAGGCCGAGGAGCGCCGCCUCCACCUCCGCCCUCCAGAGCUCCCACCGCCGCCCCACCCCCACCUCCACCCUCUCGACCAGGUAUGGGCGCACCACCUCCUCCUCCACCCAGCAGAGGGCCCGGGUCAGCUCCUCCCCCACCUCCACCACCCCAGUCUGCCUCUCUGUCUCCGCCGGCGCCUCCACCUCCGCCUCCAUCCAUGGGUGGGGCUCCACCCCCGCCACCGCCUCCUCCGGGACCACCACCUCCUGCGCCUCCACUAACGGAUGUGGGUUCAGGGGAGCUGUCUGGGGGUAAAUCUGCACUCCUGGACCAAAUUCGAGAAGGGGCGCAGCUGAAGAAGGUGGAGCAAAACAACAAGCCGGCCGUGUCCAGUGGCGGCCGCGGCGCUCUCUUAGACCAAAUACGACAUGGCAUUCAGCUUAAAAAUGUACCGGACGGUGGAGACUCUGCUCCGCCUACUCCUGCCCCCUCAGCUGGGAUCGUGGGAGCGCUGAUGGAGGUCAUGCAGAAGAGGAGCAAAGCGAUCCACUCUUCAGAUGAAGAUGAGGAUGAUGAUGACGAAGAAGAUUUUGAGGAUGAUGAUGAGUGGGAUGACUGAUGACCAGGGAUGCCCAAAACAAUUAAGACACUACAUUGCUCUUGUCUUUCUAAAUCUUAUAAAAUUAUGUAAAUGGAUGACCAAUUUGCUGUACAAAAUUUUUUUUUUUUUUUUUUUUUUUUUUUUUUUUUUUUUUUUUUUUUUUUUUUUUUUUGGUCGUUGUUGCCUUUUUUUGCUUUUUUUUGUUUUUGUUUUUUUGUAUUAAUCUGUGCAAUACCUCAUUUAAUCUGUAAAGGUUUGUCAUGUAUCUUAUUUUUCCCCUCUUGGAUUAACGUGCAAUUUUACAUCAAGUUUCUUGAUUCGUAGAGUUGAAUGUUUUUGGGUCUUUUGUUGUUGUUUUUUUUCUUCAUCAUUAAUUGAAUUGAGGUCGAACAAGACGAGCGAGACUUUAAUGUUGAUAUUGUGAAGCAAGAACACUAUUUUCAUACUUUUUCUCUUAAGUACCUUACCUUUUCUUAUUCAAAACGUAGUUUAGCACUAUUAUUUUCUAAACAAAAAAAGCAUAUUUAGCCCCAUUGCUAAUUUGUAAAUUUGCUCAGAGUUUGAGUCGGUUUAUAUUUUUGCACGAAUCACAAAAGAAGAACUGUGGGGAUACAGCGCAAUACGACGGUUAUGUUUACACAUCGUGUGCUAUAGCUACUAUGUCAGGACUCUCCUUAACAUUAGAUGUGAGAAACACUACAGUUAUUAUAAAAUAUCCUGUUUGCAUAUGCUAGUUUGCACUUUACUGGCAUUACAACAAAUCUCACAGGCAUGUGGUUUGUUUUUUUCCUGUCGGUCACAUACGGUUCGUGUUGGAAUUUAAAAGUUCAUGUGUGCCAUUUAAAAAAAAAAUCGAACACACUAAAUAACGCACUGUGAUGCUGUACUAAUUCAAAGAGAGGCUCUGACUCGCUUGACGGUCCGCAGAGGGUCGUUUCAUAUAGUUACACUGUUUUUAACAGUGUUAUAGGGCAAUUAAAAUAUCAGUUUUUAUCCUUCGUUCAACCAGGGUUGCUUUGCAUUGAGACUUGAAACCUUUGAAAUGAGGUUGAAAAAGAAUUAUUAAAAUUGUACACUCAAAUAAAUGUUAAUAUUUACAGAA
Molecule: messenger RNA, 2953 nt
Organism: Megalobrama amblycephala (Wuchang bream)
Lineage: Eukaryota; Metazoa; Chordata; Actinopteri; Cypriniformes; Xenocyprididae
Product: neural Wiskott-Aldrich syndrome protein-like
Exons: 11
Coding region: 328-1869 (513 amino acids)
Biological process (GO): actin filament organization; regulation of Rho protein signal transduction
Molecular function (GO): small GTPase binding; actin binding
Source: RefSeq, a predicted model, not a curated record